CUAUUCAUUUAUGCGCAUCGGCAGACGAAACCCUAGAAUCCAGACUUUGUUCAUAACAUUCGAUUUCUAGUUUAAUUUCAUCUACUGUAUCGAUUCGAUUCUUGUCAAGAUGUGGCAACAAACUUAUGGAAAAAACGAUAUUGAAUCGGGGGCGAGUCGUCCUCUUUACCCGAUGAUGCUCGAAAGUCCAGAACUCCGAUGGGCGUUUGUUCGUAAGAUCUAUUCAAUCAUCGCUUUCCAACUUCUCCUCACCGCCGCUAUCGCUGCCGUCGUUGUGUUUUAUCGACCAAUUUCAGUUUUCUUCGCUACAACAACUCCUGGUUUCGCUUUGUACAUCGUGCUUAUCUUCGUACCAUUCAUCACUUUGUGUCCGUUGCAUUACUAUCAUCAGAAGCAUCCUGUUAACUUUAUCCUACUCGGUGUUUUCACGACUAGUAUGGCUUUUAUUAUUGGAUUGUCUUGUGCUUUCACUAAAGGGAGAAUUAUUCUGGAAGCUGCAAUCUUAACAGCAGUGGUGGUUGGAAGUCUUACCUUAUACACUUUCUGGGCUGCUAAGAGAGGAUAUGAUUUCAAUUUUCUCGGGCCAUUCUUGUUUGGCGCUGUGAUUGUUCUCAUGGUCUUUGGCUUUAUCCAGAUUUUCUUCCCACUGGGAAAGAUUUCAGUUAUGAUAUAUGGGGGAUUAUCGGCAAUAAUAUUCUGUGGAUAUAUUGUAUAUGAUACAGACAAUCUGAUCAAGCGAUAUUCCUACGACGAAUACAUAUGGGCCUCUGUGUCGCUCUAUUUGGAUAUCAUCAAUCUGUUCCUUUCUUUACUGACCCUUUUUAGGGCUGCAGAUUAGGAAGAUUUCCGCAUUUAUUGACUCUACAAACCAGGUUUAUUAUUAUUAUUAUUAUUAUUAUUAUUAUUAUGUACAAAUGGCUCUUGUUCGCAAAAUGAUCUGUUGAUUGUCUUUUGGAAAUUGAUUUUCUCUUUUGCACCA
Impatiens glandulifera is the source of this 979-nucleotide messenger RNA. RefSeq names its product protein LIFEGUARD 2-like. The transcript has 4 exons. The coding region runs from base 110 to 838 and encodes 242 amino acids. The record is from RefSeq and is a predicted model, not a curated record. NCBI's taxonomy places the organism in Eukaryota, Viridiplantae, Streptophyta, Magnoliopsida, Ericales, Balsaminaceae. Gene Ontology annotation, cellular component: membrane.